Molecule: messenger RNA, 498 nt
Organism: Trypanosoma brucei brucei TREU927
Lineage: Eukaryota; Euglenozoa; Kinetoplastea; Trypanosomatida; Trypanosomatidae
Exons: 1
Coding region: 1-498 (165 amino acids)
Source: RefSeq, a predicted model, not a curated record
AUGUUUUCGAGCUAUGCAGGUUGCUGCUUAGCCACGUGCACGACUGGUUUCCUGGUGCCGCGUGGCUUGUUGCGCAGCAGAGGCGGCGGCAGCGCUGCUGCCUUUGCCGGUUCGUCGCCUUCAGCCCCUCUUAUUUGUUCGAAAUGUGCCUUCAUUGAGCACAACACGUGUCCUAAGAAGUGGCGGAAUCCAGAGAAGGUGGAGGUGAGUCGACGCCAUGGCGGUGUGAAGCUUGGCUCGGAGGCGGUUCGCAUCAGGGAGCAGGCCGCGGUAGAGCAACAGCUUGUUGACGCAGACAAAUUCACCAACUGGAACAUAGUAUGGGGUUUCGCAGCUGCUGCAGCCCUACUUCUUGUAGCGCUUAAUAUUUUGUUGGAGGCGGUGGAGCCGGUCCCUUCACCUGAGUACACACCGUACGUCCCCGGUGCCACCACCAUCACCGCACCGGCCGAACGCCUAAAGAACGAGAAGUUUUGCUCAUCGGUCGGCAGUGGUUGA